UAUAGUGGAUUUACCCUUUUCGCCAUCUGUACACGUCACUGCCUCCAUCAUUUGGUGCGGUAGGAAAUAGACCCUCGCUGCAUCCUUUCGAUUUCUGUUUAUUUAUAGGGUAGAUCCGUGACAAUAAUACAUUUCAAUCAUGGCCGACGAUGUUCCACCGAUUAUAAAUAUUGCUAUCUCUCUAAAAAUUCAACCGAAUGAUGGUCCAGUGUUUUUCAAAGUGGAUGGGACAAGAUUCGGGCAGAGCAGGACAAUAAAAUUGCUUACCGGAUCGAAAUAUAAGGUUGAGGUGGUUAUCAAGCCGGGGAACGCUGGCGCCACCUCUAUGAACAUUGGUGGUAUCAUUCUCCCGCUUGAGCAGCAGUCCAAAGAUGAGGAAUCUGUGGUGUAUCAUGGACAGUAUGAUACAGAGGGAGUGCCUCACACCAAGAGUGGGGACAGGCAACCUGUCCAAGUCAGCAUUGAGUUUUCAAAGGCAGGCCAAUUCGAGACAAUAUGGCAAGUGAAGUACUACAACUACUACAAACGAGACCAAUGUCAGUUCGGGAACAAAUUCAAUGACAUCGAGUACGAGUGCAAGCCGAAUGAGACGCGUAGCCUGAUGUGGAUCAACAAAGAGGUGUUUAAUUGAGGAUCACCAACCAACUCAUCAUUCCAACAUCCAAUAACGGAAGAAGAAAUUAAAGCGGAGAUGAGUUGCACACAAUAGCUAACUCUUACUAUCAACUUAAGAAGGAGAAGGCGGUGUUGUAGGCUUGCGUUUCAGGUCAAUGAGCACCAAUUGUCUGUCUUAGGGAGAGCAGCGGCAGUUCACUCUGCUGUCCACUAUGCUGAUCUCGGGGGUUGUUCUUGAUUUAAAUCAAAAGACUUAGCCAGGUUAUUAUCAGCAAUAUCAUUCGGAAUCACAGCUAGCUAAGUAAAAACCGCUGUGGUGAUAACUUUGGCCAUAUAAGCCAAAAGCUAUGGCCCUCCUGGACCAGGAUUGAAGACAGCUGCGGAAAUGAACAAGUAUAUAAUUGAUGUGAGUGGUAUGCGAGUUGUUGGCUAUGAAUGAAAGAACAUCAUAUUUGUGUUCUCCCAUGUUGUUAGUGUUGUAAUUGUAUUUAGAUCUGUUAACUUUUGAUCAGCACAAAGUUACCAUAUAUGUGGGUAAGAUUUCUACGUUAUUUUAGGACUUGCAUAUUAUAGAAUCUAAGUGCUUUUUCUUAUGUUGUGGUCGCUUACGUUGUUUCAGUUUUGUUUUAAGUGCAUGGCUGAAUAAUCCUAUGCCAAAAGGUGUGUUACAAUGUUCAAAUGCAAAAACCUAUUACAUUUCAUUAUAUAUUAAAUUAAAUUGUGUAAGUAAAUAAACUGAUACCAGUACUUGAUGAACAAAUGGUGCAAUAAAUGGAUUAAGUUGU
Esox lucius (northern pike) is the source of this 1400-nucleotide messenger RNA. It is a transcript of the gene cnrip1a, whose product is annotated as cannabinoid receptor interacting protein 1a. Gene Ontology annotation, cellular component: plasma membrane. Gene Ontology annotation, molecular function: type 1 cannabinoid receptor binding. Gene Ontology annotation, biological process: negative regulation of signaling receptor activity. The transcript has 3 exons. NCBI's taxonomy places the organism in Eukaryota, Metazoa, Chordata, Actinopteri, Esociformes, Esocidae. The record is from RefSeq and is a predicted model, not a curated record. Bases 140 to 631 code for a protein of 163 amino acids.